AGCUAAAAGGACGGCCGUUAACUCCUAUUUCACCUAAAUCCGGAUGUCACUCCCUUUAGCUAACAGGAGUUCGAUCUCCUUCCAACUCUCUCUAGCCUACCAACAACUAUACUCUCUCUCUCUCUCUCCAUCAGUUGCAAUCUUUUCUUCUUAGACUAUUUUGUAAAGCCUUCAAAACAUCCCACGAGCCUCUACGCCUACAUCUUCAAACUUCUCUUUUAUCCUUAUCCCUGCAACUCCACUCUUCAAUUAUUUUCUUCUCUUUGUCUUCUCCACGCCUUCAGUUCUUCUCUCACAUCAUACCCAGUAGGCCAGUACCCACCACAUAACAUUUCAUUCCUUCUUUCUCUCUGUAACACAGAAGCAAUCAUAAUACUCAAUUCUUCAUCUCCAUCUUCUUCGACUUUCAAAUCCAUGGCUCUGGAGACAUGGCUAAUUAAGGUGAAGACCGCGAUCUCUAACGGCCUUGAUGCAGUUCGGACAACUACAGCAACCAAGAUGGGUAAGAAAUCUAAUGUUGGUGUCUUGGCUUUUGAGAUCGCCGGGCUUAUGUCCAAACUCGUCCAGCUCUGGAAAUCGCUCUCCGACAAGAACCUGAUUCGCCUAAGACACGAAUCAAUUGCUCUUGAGGGAGUCCGCAAGAUAGUCUCCAACGACGAUGCUUUCCUGCUCAGUCUCGCCUGCGCCGAGAUGGUGGAGAACUUGAGGCUUGUAGCUAAGUCUGUGUCCAGGCUCGGAAGGCGGUGUGAUGACUCGGGUCUCCGGUGUUUCGAUCGCUUGUUCCAGGAAUUCGCUAACUCGGGCCACGACCCUCAUUGCUGGGUUCUGCCUUGGAAGGAGAUGGAGGCCAAACAGAAGAAGAUGGAUCGAUAUGUCACGCUGACUGCAUCCCUUCACAGAGAGAUGGAUGGGCUUUCGGAUGCCGAGCACAGUUUGAGAAAAGUCCCCCAAUGUAGCGACAUGGACCCGUCUAUCAAAGAGAAGAAGAUUGUUGAUCUGCAACAGAAGCUCUUCUGGCAGAGACAAGAAGUGAAGUAUCUCAAAGAUAAAUCUCUCUGGAGCCGAAGCUUUGAUACAGUCACGAUAUUGCUUGUAAGGUCGAUCUUCACUGUUCUAGCAAGAAUCAAGCUUGUUUUCGGAAUUGGACAAGGAUGUCUACCAAACAACAGUUCUUCCUUGUCACGAAGCCUUUCUGUGUCUGCGGCCAUCCACCCCUCCGAGAACCCAACUUGUAAAUUUGUCUCAGGGCCAUUGAUGACGACAUCCAAGCAUGACGAGAAGGAAAACCAAGAUCUCAGUCAUGGAUUCUUUGAGGCGAACACCAAGGUUCUAAAACCAGCGCCGAGUACACUAGGCGCGGCAGCUCUUUCUCUACACUACGCAAAUUUGAUCAUUGUGAUCGAGAAGAUGAUCAGAUCACCUCAACUGGUUGGCGUCGAUGCCAGGGACGACCUCUACGGCAUGCUUCCCACUAGCAUAAGAUUGUCGCUGAGGGCUAGACUGAGAGGAGUUGGGUGUUGGGCAAGUGAUCCGGUGCUUGCCGGAGAGUGGAGAGAUGCAUUAGGAAAGAUCCUGGGUUGGUUGUCACCGUUAGCACACAACAUGAUAAAAUGGCAGAGCGAACGUAGCUUCGAACAACAGAAUUUGAUGCCCAAGACCAACGUUCUUCUUCUACAGACGCUCUAUUUCGCAAACCAGUCGAAGACCGAGGCCGCCAUCACCGAGCUGCUUGUGGGUCUAAAUUAUAUAUGGAGAUUUGAGAGGGAGAUGAAUGCUAUGGCCUUGUUCGAAUGCUCCAAGCUCAAUGGUGUCGCAAAUUUGCAGAGUUCAAGUUAAGGGGACGAUUUUUCUUUUCCUUUGGAUCUUCCAUUUCUUUCUUUCUUUUUUCUUCUGAUCAUGGUUUAAUUAGAUUGAUCAGCUUCUUUGCUUCUUAUUUAUGGGGUGUUUGCUGGUUUUCUGCCAACCCUUAUGUAUAAUGUUAAUAUAGAAUUACAAACGAUGUGUAAAUAGAAUAAAAAGAGUGUUGCUUUAAACUUAA
Molecule: messenger RNA, 2038 nt
Organism: Nelumbo nucifera (sacred lotus)
Lineage: Eukaryota; Viridiplantae; Streptophyta; Magnoliopsida; Proteales; Nelumbonaceae
Product: protein PSK SIMULATOR 1
Biological process (GO): positive regulation of growth
Source: RefSeq, a predicted model, not a curated record